This is a messenger RNA of Corticium candelabrum, 4656 nucleotides long. RefSeq lists its product as uncharacterized. The transcript has 23 exons. The record is from RefSeq and is a predicted model, not a curated record. Gene Ontology annotation, biological process: signal transduction. Gene Ontology annotation, molecular function: ADP binding; protein binding. NCBI's taxonomy places the organism in Eukaryota, Metazoa, Porifera, Homoscleromorpha, Homosclerophorida, Plakinidae. The coding region runs from base 18 to 3968 and encodes 1316 amino acids.
CAUCAGUUGGAUAUGUAAUGAGGCAGUUGUCUCAAAUAUCAGACUUUCUUGAGGCUGGAGAAUUUAGUCAAAAUGUGAUUGACAAUUGGAAACAAUUUUUCGAAGCAUUUGAGGAUGAACUGGAGAUGCAACCACAACGAUAUUCAGCUGUAAAAGAUGCAGAAAAUUCUAAUUCAACUGCUGCAGCGUGUAACAUGGAUGAUGAAAGCAGUAAAGAGCAGACAAUCAAUGAACAAGCUGGGAAUGUGGACGCUCAUACAGGCAUGGAUUCUGUAAGGAGAAAAGCAACUAAAAGUGCAGAAAGAGUUGCAGGAAAAGACGACUUUGUUGACUUGGUUGAGUCUGAAGAUAGAAGUGAGAGAGAAAUUCAAUUUGACAGUGAUUCUGUCAAAGACAAGAUUGUUGUCACUUCUCCACAGUCAGCAGAACAAGAUAUGGAUAAGCGGCAGAUAUCUAAUGGAACACAGCUAGAAACAAAUUCUGUUGUGACACACUCUGAUCAAACAUGUUCUUCUCAAGAAACAGACCACAAUUACAGAAAUGACACAACGGUUGUGUUAGAUGAAGUUGAUCAAGUCGUCUCAGAUCAUCAACUUCAGUUGUUGAGUGUUGAGAUUGCUUCAAUGUGGAGAAAUGUUGCUCGUUGUCUUAAGCCUGAACCAAUGCAUGGACAAAUACUAGACGACAUUGCUAUUCAAUAUUCACACAGUCUUCAGGAACAAACAAUUGUUAUGCUUGACAUGUGGAGAGACAAAUAUGGUUCCAUUGCCUCUAUCAAGACGUUAUGUGAAGUUCUCAUCAACGCUGACAAAAGAAUAGCUGCAGAAAAAGUAUUUGGAGGGAAGGCUGUGCAGCAAGUUUACUUGCAGAUGAAAGAGACUGACUCUGAAGAGCCUGCUCUUUUGUAUCACUUGGCAGAGGAAGUAGGUAGUGAUUGGAAGGCAGUAGCAGUUGGUAUGGGUUUAAAACUUCAGCAAAUAAAGAUUAUUGAACUAGAGGCUCACAUUCCAAGAGAGCAGGCAUGGACCAUGUUAUGUUUGUUGCAUUCCAAGAUGGGCAGUGACUUCAGUAUUAAUGAAGUACACAGACACUUGCAACAAAUCAGAAAUAAAAGACAAGCAGACGACUCGAAAAAUCAGAUUUUUCCACAGAACAUUCGUGAUGACAUCAGACUGUGUGGAAGAAAGGCAGAGUUGGAUACUAUUGCUGAAACAUUUUUGGGAAAGAAUGUGGAAGAACAAAAAGGCAAAGAGAUACCUAACUUUUGUGUGCAGGUUAUAAAUGGAUUGGGUGGGUGUGGUAAAUCUCACUUAUCAGAAAAGUAUGCCGUGCUGUACAAGGAGAUGUAUUCAGAUGGAAUAUUCUAUUUUAAUGCAGAAUCAUUAGCUUCUCUUCAUCUGUCAAUUAGAAAAAAUUUGUGCCAGUUAUCAAUGGAGUCAAGAGGUGGUGGUGUUUUUGAAGACAACGAUAUAUUUUUGCAAUACCUUUAUCACAAGAGCAGAGUAUUGCUGCUAUAUGAUGGAGCAGAUAAGUUGAAUGUGUUGGACAAGAUUCUCCCUCGUGUUACAGCACAUGUCCACGUGUUGGUGACUACUCGUGUGAGUGGAGAUCAUCCUCUAUUAUUGACGGCUGAAAACGUUACAACUCUUAGUUGCUUGGAAGCUGCAGCUGCAGUGGAAGCUCUUCAAGUUUGGCGUGGACAUGCUGAUGAAGAAUUGCUUGGUGAAGAGGCAAUAUAUGCCAAACGUUUGGUUAUUGAAGAUCCUAUUGAUGGUUUACCCUUGGCCAUUGCUCACGCAGGAACAUUCAUGAGAAAGCGAAAUGUUGGCUGUCAGCAAUAUUAUCAGCUUAUAAGAACACAACAAGCACAUUUAGAAGCUCUUGCUCUUGAUAUGAACAAACUUCUUCAUUAUUUUCACAUCAGUAAUCUCCAGGAAUCAUUACAGCAAUACAAUGUGUUUGAACCUAAAGAACUGUCAAAACUGACUGAUGAGAGUAUUCAGUUAAUGACGACUAAACAGCAUGAGAGACGUCUCCUCUGCAUGGCCAGAUACUUUAUGAUGAAUAGCAAACAUAUGCACUUGACGUGGCAACUUGAUAUUGAGACAGUGAAAGAAACAGAUGCAAAUGCCAUGGUCCUCUUGUCAUAUGCAUCACUGAUGGCAUGUAGGAAUAUUCCUGAAUUUAUAUUGCAACCUCUUGUGUUUGGUUCUCUUCAUCGUUACCACUACAGUCAGUGUAUCAAUACUUUGACAUCUCACUCACUAGUAGAUGUAUGUGAUGGAAAUAAGGGAUAUAAUUUUAGUCUGCAUCCUCUUGUUCACUCAACAAUUUUGGAACGUUUUCUGUGUCAAUCAGAGCUGCUUCGUGACAGAAUAACUAACUUAUGUCAUUCUCUUCUUUGUUUUCUGCCACUUCGUGAUUCCCAUAUUAUGUCUUCUCUAAAAGAUGAUCAGUUUAUUUCUCUUGUGCCUCAUGUGUAUGCAGUGGCAGAGAAGGCUGUCUGGUUUUCUGAUGAAACUUGUGUGACCCUUAUGGAUCUUGCUUGUCUUAUUUCAUUGGUUGCUCAGCAUGUAGAUGUAGCUGUCCACCUUUGCAAGGAACGUUUGAAAGCAUCUGGAAUGAAUCCAAACAUUAGACAGCGUGUCAUGGCAUUGUAUUACAUGGCACAAGCUUAUCUACUGAUGUCGCAGCCACAGGCAGCUCAGCAUUAUUUGAUUAGUGCUGCACAGUUAAUAGAAAGCUGUGAGGAAUAUGAGAGAAAAAGAUUGAAGCAUGAAUAUUGUCUUGUGGUGGGUCAACUGGGUGAAUGUUAUCAAGACCAACAAAUGUUUACUGAAGCAGAAAGUCUUUAUCAGACACAACUCUCGUUGUUGUAUGACAUGCCAGGAGACAACACAGAGGCAGUUGCAGCUGUAAUCCACAACUUAGCUCUAAGUUAUUGCAUGAGUGGUAAACUGGAACAAGCAAUUGAAGCUUUUGAUCAAGUGUUAAGAAUGAUGACAGCAGAUUCACCAAACCAACUUCUCCGACUUUCUACUGCAUUGAAGAAUCAAGGUUGGUGUUUAAUGGCAAAUGCUCAAUAUAGGAAGGCUUUCCCAUUGCUGGAGAGAAGUUUAGCUAUCAGGAGAGAACACUUACCGGCAGAUCAUCAUGACGUGGCACAAGCUCUUCAUUGCUUGUCUGAAUGUUGUCUACAUCUGGGCAACACAAGAAAAGCUGUACAACUGUGUGAGGAGUCUCUGUCUGUUGUAUCUCAGUGUCUACCUGCCAAUCAUCCACAAAUUGCAACAUAUAUGACUCAGUUAUCGUCAUGUCAUCAAAGUGCUGGUAAUCUAAAUGAAGCAAUAGACAUUCUACAGCGAUCUAUUGUCAUAGACAAGCAACACUUGCCUCAUACAAGGAUAAGUCUUUGUCCAUCUCUAAACAACUUGGGGUUGUGUUACCGUGAUAAGGGAAUGUUGGAUGCAGCCAUUAGAACAUUUGAAGAAUGUCUGGAGAUUCAACGUUCAUUUCUCCCUGAACAUCAUCCUGACAUUGGAACAACUUUGUGGAAUCUUGGUUUAGCAUACAAAAAGAUAAACAACAUUGUGAAGGCGAGUCGAGUAUGGAGAGAAUGUCUGGCAAUUAGAGAGAAGACUUUUUCACCAACGCAUACUUGUGUUAUUGAUGUACUGAUGUCUCUGGCGAGUAUUACAUAUGAUCAAGAACACUAUGAGGAGUCAUUACAAAUGCAUCGUAGAUUAUGGGACCUUCUGAUGAGAACAUCUCCUGUAUCAGAGAAUAUGGCUAAAGUGUGUCACAACAUGGGAACGUGUUAUGCCAUGUUGUAUCAAUUUGAUGCUGCAGAAAAGGCAAUUUCUCAGUCACUGCAGAUCCAAAUUUCUCUCUAUCUACCAGGAGAUGACAGAAUAUCCACCACUGAACAAGAACUACACCAGCUGCGUCAAUUGCAGUAUGGAGAUUAAAUUAACUAAGAGGAUUAAAAUUGGAUUUUUGACUGAUGUUCUGUAAAAAAAGAACAGCAUGGAAAUACUUACAAUAGCGUCUUCAACUUGCCGCAGUUUAGUUAAUGCUAAACUCGAAGUCCUAAAUACCUUUGCGUUUAUUGUACGCACGGGAAUCUUAUUGUUAAUAUCAAAUACUAUAGUAGCCCGGAUUGAAGAAGAUGGCGUCGACAAGCCUAAAAUGUCUCCGCAAUCUGUUGAUCGAAGCAGGUUUGGCACGAUCUAUUUGUCGUGUCGUCUCUUCGUCGAUGUCAAGUGCGACGUCUCACGCUCCUUCUAAUUCUUUGUCGAAAGACCGGACACCAGAAGCAGUGUCUAAAGGUGUUCAGACUGAAGACAUGUCUGAUUUAUCGUCAUAUAAAGUGUUAGAGUAUUUCAACAACAAUCCUAUGACUUUCUAUGACUUGGAUUGUCAGAUAACAGGGAAGAGGAAUCCCCAACCAAACAGCAAAUAGAAUUUGGUUUGGUAUGGCUCGUCGUAGAGAGAAUGCAGUGGAUACUUGUUGCUCCAUCGGUGGUACGUAGAAGUGUAAAGAGUGAAUGUGUGGUCAAAGUCUAGCAAGCGAUGUUUGCAUGCUAACUUUGUGUUGCCUCCUAUGUAUAGCGACUCAAUUGGAGUUGGAAGAAAUAUCAUAUUUAUUACGUAGAA